AUGGAAAAGGGCGACGGCUCUACAGAGGCAUACCGCGGCCCCAAGCUACCAAAUGUCCCAGAAGACCUGGUGGUGACGGGCGUUCUCGACCUGAGAAUGCGACGAGCGCUUAUGGGCUAUUUUGUCAACAUUCUGCGCGUUCGAAAGAGUGGCAUUCUUUCCCGCCACCGACAUACAGGCCCCGUACAUGCCACAGUGCUACGGGGCCGCUGGCAUUAUCUCGAACACGAUUGGUGGGCUGAGGAGGGCGGUUAUGCCUUUGAGCCUCCUGGUGAUAUCCAUACCCUGGAGGUACCAGAAGGUGUGACUGAGAUGGUCACUCUUUUCCAUGUGACGGGCGCGUACAUCUACGUCGAUCGCGAUGGAGUAGCGCUUGGUAUCGAAGAUGUUUUUAGCAAGCUGCAGGCAGCAAGAAAGCAUUACGAGGAGGUUGGGCUAGGUGCUGCAUUUGCGGACCAGUUUGUGAGGUAA
Messenger RNA from Penicillium cosmopolitanum, 471 nucleotides. RefSeq names its product 2,4'-dihydroxyacetophenone dioxygenase family protein. The transcript is spliced from 3 exons. Bases 1 to 471 code for a protein of 156 amino acids. NCBI's taxonomy places the organism in Eukaryota, Fungi, Ascomycota, Eurotiomycetes, Eurotiales, Aspergillaceae. The record is from RefSeq and is a predicted model, not a curated record.